Vollenhovia emeryi is the source of this 4628-nucleotide messenger RNA. RefSeq names its product putative homeodomain transcription factor (gene phtf). The coding region runs from base 394 to 2826 and encodes 810 amino acids. The record is from RefSeq and is a predicted model, not a curated record. NCBI's taxonomy places the organism in Eukaryota, Metazoa, Arthropoda, Insecta, Hymenoptera, Formicidae. Gene Ontology annotation, cellular component: endoplasmic reticulum. The transcript is spliced from 16 exons.
CGGAUCCCAACCGGGCGAUCAUAAUACGCCUCGGUGUUAUGUUCCGUCCACUCAGGCCCGUGGAUCUUUGUGCUUUGUCGUGUGUGCGCCAAAUCGUUCCAUCUUGCAGUCAGGCCCAGCUAGUUCGAUGUGUCGCACGUAUGCUGACGAUGCGAGAUUGUUGAGGCAAACCAAUCUACGGACGAAUGCUAAAUGAGAGCGAGAAUCCGUCGCAGCGUGUCGCGCGUAGAUGCGACGCGAUAUGACGUGAUAAUAUUACUCUGACUAGCUCUGCUGAUUGUCCGUGUAUAGAAUUUCACGGGGAGUUUGUACUCGGUUACCUCGCGUCGGUUGCUGCUCAUUGUGCUUCCGUCGCGACCAAGGAAGCACCGUUGUCGCCGAGCUGCCACUGUAAUGCGUCUGGUCCAUAUGGGUCUCGACGAACUGGUUCACUGGUAUCAAAAGAAGAUUGGAACGUACGACAAGCAGCAAUGGGAGAGAACCAUAGAGCAGCAUAUUCUUGAUGGGUUUACGCAUGUUCCGAUGAGAACAACGAAGCUUAAAACUGAACUGAUUGACGUGGACCUCGUUCGUGGAUCUUCAUUUCCAAAAGCCAAGCCGAAGCAUGGCUUGUUGACAGUAGCUUGCCUAGCGUUUCAGCGACUCCUGUUCCUCCCAUUGUACAAAAAAUGGUGGAUACAGCAAACGAGUUAUCGCAUUUUUGUGCUUUUCUUGUUACUGUACAGCUUGCAGGCGAUCAACAUCUUCCUGUAUUACGUUUACGCAAGCAGGGAAAAUGAGGCAGAAAUUGUGUCAAUGUCAGAAGUAUUAGUACCUGUUGUCAUGAUGUUUGUCCUGUGCAUUGUUCAUUCCCAUAUUGUCUCGACACACUCGGGUCCUACUAUGACGUACAAUCAAUCCAGGCAACGAAUAACGAGACGCUCCCGACACAUUAGGUGCAGAAAUGGGAAAUCGAGGCCUAGGCAGAAUUUACGUGUACAUAAGGAUUCGAAACCCUCUCAAGACAUGACUUCUGAGAAAGCGAGUACAGGAAGCGAAGAAGUGUUCACCGCGGUAAGAUUCGCUAAGAAAGUCGUGAUCCAGAAUUCCUCGACCGUCAGCCAAUCUCAGGAACCUGCGAGUGCUCAAGUAGUAUAUGACAAAGAAUCGAUAAGUACAACUGGAGAAAAUUCUGACCCCUCGAAUGAAAGUUUAGCUAAUCGCGAACAGGAAGAUGAUGUGCCGGAGGAACAUGCAGCAAAUGUACAUCAGGACGACGAUGGUUUUGAGAGUCUAAAUGGCAAUGUUUCAAGUGAUAAUGACAAAGUGAUAGGCCGUGCACUGGUGCAAAGAAAUAAAUCACAGCUGGGUCUGGCACAGCAGAAUAAAGAUCACAUGUCGUGGUCGGAGGACAGCACUGGUCAGCAAAUCUCAUCAAAGAACUCAGCACCUGACCCAUUAAAAAAUGAUGACAAUUUUAUGGAUAGCAAAAGCAACAUUCACGGCAAUAUUAAGGAUAAAGAUACGUCAUCAAAAAUAUUGGGAUCAAGAGACACGCGGCAGCAGUGCGAGAGCGAAGAGGAAGGCGAGUGUGAGGAAGCUACGACGCAUCAUCUGACGGAGGCAACGACUUCCGCCACGGAAUGGAUGGGAGUAACGACCAACAGUGACGAGUGUAGUUACAGCUCAGAACUUGGGGAAUCUGAUUUAGCCAGCGAGACUAAUCUUAAUUACGGAGAAUUCGUGGAGCAUCCUUUCUCAUGGGAAUUUGAGUUACCACCCUCAAUAUUAUUUAAUUCCACCUGCACAUCGUCUGAUCGUGUCUCGUGUACGAUUUGGACGCGGCGUGACGUCAAAAAGGCUGAAUUGUCAGUGCUCGAUAUCAGUUCAGCGAUUAUCGCCAGAGUCGAAUCCAUGCCAGAGGGCAUGAAUUAUUUUUACGGCGGUCUGAUACUUGGCAUCGCGUUGUGUCUAAUACCGUCAAUAAAACGGCUGAGUGACCACAUAGGUUCAGAUAAUAUCGGUAACGCGUCUGUUAGUCUACUACCGAGCGACAUGAUCCAGGUGAACUUCGAAACGUACACCGAUGUUUUGUGUAGAACAAUUGGCAUAGCAUUUGGAAGUGCAUUUUGGGAACGAAUAGUCGUGCUAAUUUCAAUGUUCGAACGAUUUAUGCUGUCAUGCUGUCUAUUUUUCUUGCUGGCAGUAGCGGAACGAACGUAUAAGCAGAGACUUUUGUAUGCAAAAUUGUUUUCUCACUUGACAUCGUCCAGACGCGCGCGCAAGUCUGACUUGCCGCACUUCCGCUUGAACAAAGUGCGCAACAUAAAGACAUGGCUGAGCGUCAGAUCUUAUUUGAAACGAAGAGGCCCACAACGAUCUGUAGACAUAAUUGUUUCAGCAGUAUUCAUUAUUACAUUAUUACUGCUGUCAUUCGUAAGUUUGGAAUUAAUUAAAGAUCUCGAAAGCCUGCAUUCACGAUACAAUGUCGAAGCAUUAUUCUGGAGCUUCUCGCUUGGAAUAUUUAUAUUACGAUUUAUGACGCUAGGAACGAAGAUCAACAAAAAGUACAGAAAUCUCUCAAUUUUGAUAACUGAACAGAUCAAUUUAUAUUUGCAAAUUGAGCAAAAGCCGCACAAGAAAGAGGAGCUUAUGGUUGCAAAUAGCGUAUUGAAAUUGGCGGCUGAUUUGAUAAAGGAAUUGGAGAGUCCGUUUAAAAUCUCUGGGCUGUCGGCUAAUCCGUAUCUAUACACUAUUACUAAAGUGGUGCUACUGUCAGCGCUCUCAGGAGUGCUUUCGGAAUUGCUUGGUUUCAAGCUGAAACUACACAAGAUAAAAAUCAAAUAAAACAACACGAGAGGAUGCGUACGGAAGAUUUACGCGUGUCCGUCUGUCAAUCUCAGAUUGUUUACUGGACUUAAACUUAAUCUGUCCUCAGCGAAAAUUACUUGGCUUAAUUAUACUUAAGUUAACAUUAGGUGCUUUAGCUUGUUAAACUUCGAGACUGUAAGUAGCAAAACCUUAUUUAGCUAGUCAAAUCAAUGACAAUUUAAUCUAAUACUCAAUAUAUUCAAAAUUUAAAGAAAUACGUAAUUAUGUAACAGAAAUUAUAGUGAAAUUUUUAUUUAUGAACGAAGUUCGUUUCAAAUUUGUCAGAGAAUUUGGGGGGGGGGAAAAGUAUAUGAAUCUAGCUCUUCGAUACGCGACUCUUUCAUUCGUGUAGGAAGAAUGUUGAUAUUAAUAGAUUAACGAAUGUAUUUCAUCAAACUGAUUUUGUGGCCGACUAAUUUAGCGAUGGAAAAAAUUAUGGAAGUGAAUCAAUAAUUAUUCAAAUGUUUAUAAAACUUCUUAGAACGCACGUAUAUCUUUUAUAACGUAGUGACUUUGCUUUUUAAUACACUUGAUAUAGUGUUCCACUUGUGCAUUGAAAAAUAUGGAAAUAUGAUACGACUGCAAAUUUCCCCUAUUGUUUUUCAAAUGUAUUCUGGAUUAUUGUUGAUUCAUCUCAUGCAUAGAGUCAACCAAUCAUUCAACGCACACAUUUGACAAAGACAUACAUUGUAUGCUGUAGAACAUGGCAUUAACCUUUUUUUUUUGCUGAGUUAUUGCACAUUAUUACUUUAUCACUGUUAGUCUAUUGUAUUUAAUACCAAACACCAUUUAAAAAAAUCAUUCUUACACUCACUGAGACGAGUAAAGUGUUUGGAAUCUUUUAAAAGAUGUACAGUGUAAAUAUUAGAAGUGUGUGUAACAACAAUAAGGGCUCGAUAAACUACGUGAGAGAGAGACUUCCCUCAAGAAAGUGCUUUUUUAGUUUUAAAUUAGAACUUUUGAUGUUUUCUGAGUGUUAUAAUAAGAUUUUAUUAUUGUUAUGAAUGAAAGACAUUCUAUUUUGUAUAUUAUCUCGCAUCUAUUUUGCAACUACCGAUUCAAGUGGUAGUAUCUAUAUGAACGGAUGUAUUCGUCGAGCUUCGUUAGUGAUAACGAGUUGAAUUGUCGUAUAUAUUCUAAGGCUAUGUACGAGGAUGAGUCAAUAAUUAUAUGGAGCCCAUUUAUGCAAUUUGUUAAAGCGCCAACAGAGAUUUUUCAACAUAAUCUCCUUGCUUCUCAACUUGGCAUCCCGUAAAUUUACUGGUUUGUCAGCUGCGCGUGUAUCACUAUCAUAUUUUAAUGGAUGACAAAUUGACAGUAAUUCGAGGGAGUGAACGAUCACCGUGUGUAUUUGGUCCAAGUUUAAAGAUUAGAGAUUACCGAUCCGAGGAUAUAAAUCAACUCGUGAAAUGCUAGAUGUCUCAAUAGCAUUUUGAAGAGCAACGGGACUGUAUUAAAAAGUAAUGCAAAUGUAAAUCUCUAUUGAGGCUUUAAUAAAUGUUAAUACAUCCUAAUUAUAUUGAUUCGUUCUCAUGUAAUUGGACAAGUUGCCACAUAUUCUCGCAAAUCUUACGAUGUAUCUGAAAUGUAAUUAUAUGAUUAUAUGAACAUACUUGAAGAUAUAUGUAAAUACCGUAUGUAUUACGAGAUAGAGUAUGUGUUAUGAGAAGGUCAGUACCUGUGCGAGAAUAAGAUCGAACGUAAGUUAUUUUUCAAACACAUUUUGAACUCGUCGCAAAUACACAGGAAAUAAAGGCAACUGUAUGUAUAUGUGAGAA